Molecule: messenger RNA, 1314 nt
Organism: Lycium ferocissimum
Lineage: Eukaryota; Viridiplantae; Streptophyta; Magnoliopsida; Solanales; Solanaceae
Exons: 1
Coding region: 191-1093 (300 amino acids)
Source: RefSeq, a predicted model, not a curated record
GGUCCCAGCAUCUACACUUAUUGACUUCGUAUAACGUUCCAAAAUCAUGAGUUAGCCGUUAUAGCACUGAGAUAAGCUCCAAAAAGCUUAGAAACAUCUACCAAUUACCUAAAAAUCUCCUAAAUUUUGUAGAAUUACACUCCAAACAAAAAAUCAACUAAAAAUUCUCUGUUUUCUUCUCCUUUCAGUAAUGGCAGAUUUCUCUGAUAGUGACACUGACAAUGAAAAAGCAGUAGAAGAACUUCUAUCACAAGCAAUGGACCAAUCUGUUCUUGAACAAGUUGCUGCUAUUAACUGUUCUGGUUUCACUGAUUCUCUCCUUCCAACUCAACUCGAAACUCGUUUUCGUAAACUCAAAUCACUUCCUACACCUCCAACAACCUUAAAACCCGACAAUAUUACAAGAAAUUCUAGGAGUUUCUGUUCCUCGGAUUUCCCAAACAGUCCAAAAAUCAAGAAAAUUGAUGAUGAUGAUGAUGGAAAUGAGAAAAUUGAUGGAAAUACAGUUGAAGCAAAGGAUUUGGAACAUGGGGUUUUCCAAGAACAGACAAAAUGUGUUAAAAAUGAUGUUUUCUUGAAAACCCCAAAUGGGAAAAGGGGGAAAAUUGAUGAUGACAAUGAGAAAAUUGAAAAAAGCCCAAUUGAAAAAGGCUCUGAAGUGAAUUUGGAAGAUGAGUUUGUUCAAGAACAGACAAAAUCUAUUGAAAAUGAUGUUUUCUUGAAAACCCCAAAUGGGAAAAAGGGGAAAUCUUUAUCAUCUUCAUCAGAUUCUUGGAAGGGUUGUUUGUCUCCACCAAGGAAAACUGGGUGUUUUUGGUGUUCACCAAAGAAGGGUUCUAGUAAUAAAAAGGGGAAAGAGAAUAAGGGUGUGAAAUGGGGGAAGGAUGAUGAUGAUGAUGAGGAGUUUUUAUCGGAUUUGAGUAAGUUUUCGUCGAAAAAUCAAGAGAAGUUGAUGAAGAAAGUAAUGAUGGAGCAAGAGAAGAUAAAUAGAGAAGCUGAGAAGAUUGUUAAGUGGGCAAAACAAGCAUCUGCUAGGAUGGAUGUUUCUAGCAUUGAAGAUGAACUAAGUGGUGAUGAUGAAAUUUUCAAAUGAGUUUUGAGGUUUCCCUAGUAAUACUGCUAAUACUAGUUGGUAAAAAAGCUCUCUUUUUAUUCCUGCUUAUAUAAAAAGUUUUCUGUUUUGGUGUGUUGUGGACUAUACUGGCUGUAAUACUGUAAAGGUUUACAUGUUUUGGAUGUUUAUAUGCAUAGGAUAUAUACGAAAAUCGUAUGAGAUAUGUUUCAAACGCAAUUUAAUUCAUUGAUGCCUUAGAA